UGUAGGUCUAUGUUACGUGAUAUCAGUGUCACGCAUGGUGAGCUAUUUAUAUUCAUAAUCGACUUAUGUGUGCUAUAUUGGUUGCUAUAACUCUUGUUCCUACGCAAUAUUAAGGUUGAAGAAAAUAUAUGUGGAGAGGUCCUGGCCCAGUUUACAAAUUGCCGACAUUAAUUGGCUACAGGAAUCAUGAUCCAUCUCGGCACAGAAAUCCAGCGUACAGUAUGCGAGCUCGAAUUGGCAUAAAAACUUAUGAAAUAGGGCCUGGUCCUGAUUAUAAUAUUAGGAAUCUAACUAAAUCUGGAUCUGAUAGACCACCAGCAUACACAAUUACAGGCAGAAAAAUAUUAAAAUUGCAAGAUUUAAUACCAGGACCUGGAACUUACUCUCCCGAAUUAUGCCCACCGAUGAAUCACAAUCGUAGAGCACCAGCUUAUAGUAUGAAAUCACGUGGUGUAAUAAGAAUUCUAGAUGAAGGACCUGGACCAAAUUUAUAUUCUUUACCAACAUGCAUAGGACCCAAAGUGCCCGACAAGCGUGCUCAGGGUGCAUUUUCUAUUUCUCAUUAUCAUGAAAUCCGUGAGAAAUUUACGAGUCCUGGCCCGGCCGCAUAUAUCAAUAUUGAUUAUAAUAUGAUAAAACGACGAGGUCCGGCGUAUAGUUUAAAGGGGAGACACAUUUUGUCAGAAAAAUAUCGCAGCCCAGCGCCAGUUUUUUAUCCAUUGUAUGAUACACAAAAACGUUCACCUAUGUAUUCAUUUGGUAUCAAACAUAGCGAAUGCACCGGAAUACCUAUAACACAAUUAGACGAGGAUUGAUUUUAUAAUUAAAAAAU
This is a messenger RNA of Camponotus floridanus (Florida carpenter ant), 832 nucleotides long. Its product is annotated as outer dense fiber protein 3. The transcript has 4 exons. The record is from RefSeq and is a predicted model, not a curated record. NCBI's taxonomy places the organism in Eukaryota, Metazoa, Arthropoda, Insecta, Hymenoptera, Formicidae. Gene Ontology annotation, cellular component: cytoskeleton. The coding region runs from base 129 to 815 and encodes 228 amino acids.